Molecule: messenger RNA, 747 nt
Organism: Cinclus cinclus
Lineage: Eukaryota; Metazoa; Chordata; Aves; Passeriformes; Cinclidae
Gene: BCL2
Product: BCL2 apoptosis regulator
Exons: 3
Coding region: 1-747 (248 amino acids)
Biological process (GO): intrinsic apoptotic signaling pathway in response to DNA damage; extrinsic apoptotic signaling pathway in absence of ligand; negative regulation of intrinsic apoptotic signaling pathway
Cellular component (GO): mitochondrial outer membrane
Molecular function (GO): protein homodimerization activity; protein heterodimerization activity
Source: RefSeq, a predicted model, not a curated record
AUGGCUCAUCCGGGGAGAAGAGGCUACGAUAACCGGGAGAUAGUGCUGAAGUACAUCCACUAUAAACUCUCGCAGAGGGGAUACGACUGGGCUGCCGGCGAGGACAGGGCACCCCUGCCUCCAGGUCUCUCUGCUCCUGCUGCUGCUGCGGUCGCUGCUGCUGCUGGGACUUCCUCUGAUCACACUGGGCUGGUGUCUCCGCACCCCGAGCCCCCCGGCUCGGCUGCUGCUAGCCACGCACCCCCGCCCCAGGGGCUGCGCCCCGCACCCCAGGUCGUCCACCUCGUCCUGCGCCAGGCGGGGGACGAGUUCUCCCGGCGCUACCAGAGGGACUUUGCCCAAAUGUCCGGCCAGCUGCACCUGACGCCCUUCACGGCCAGGAGCCGCUUCGUGGCCGUGGUGGAGGAGCUCUUCCGAGAUGGGGUUAACUGGGGCAGAAUUGUGGCCUUCUUUGAGUUUGGCGGUGUGAUGUGCGUGGAGAGCGUCAACCGGGAGAUGUUUCCCCUCGUGGACAGCAUCGCCGCCUGGAUGACUGAGUACCUGAACCGGCACCUGCACAACUGGAUCCAGGACAACGGAGGCUGGGUAACAGUAUGUUUUGCACAAAGUUCAACAGGAUGCCUUUGUGGAGUUGUAUGGCAACAGUAUGAGGCCUUUGUUCGAUUUCUCCUGGAUCUCUCUGAAGACUAUCCUGAGUCUGGUUCUGGUGGGAGCUUGCAUCACUCUUGGCGCUUAUCUCGGACAUAA